Molecule: messenger RNA, 2480 nt
Organism: Camellia sinensis
Lineage: Eukaryota; Viridiplantae; Streptophyta; Magnoliopsida; Ericales; Theaceae
Gene: LYK5
Product: Protein kinase superfamily protein
Biological process (GO): protein phosphorylation
Molecular function (GO): ATP binding; protein kinase activity
Source: RefSeq, a predicted model, not a curated record
AAAACACAACCACCCACCACCCACAAAAUAAAAACAAAACCCUAUUUCCACAGAGAUACAUUAUACAACAACGACAGCAGUAGCUACAUGAUUAAUCAUAUUAACUUUAGCCGUUGCUAGAGUUGGGCCACAGCCACCACAGAAACAUAAGAGAUAGAGAGUAACCCAUAGCAGCAAAGCAACCCAGUACCCGCUACUUACUGCAUGCUCCAUCUCCAUCUCGAUCUCGAUCUCUGGGUGGUCCUCGUCUUCCUCUCAAGUCUCACGCUCCCUUCCUCUUCACAAUUAGGGAGUUUGUUUUAAAUCCGAAUUGUUUGUGCAAUUUAUUCCCAAUUCCAUCCAAAGAAUAUAUAUUGAUUGAUUAAUCGAUCGUGGGUUGUAGGAAAUGGUGAGAAUUAUUUGUAAUAUUGUUGUGGUUGUGGUUGUGGUUGUGUUGGUUCUCUUCCAAGAAAUUCAAGGAUCGAGCGGCCAACAAACAUAUGUAAAUAACAAGCAGCUGGACUGCGACAAAAAUUACGCCAACACGUUAGGAUACGUGUGCAAUGGAGUAGCAUCAUCGUGCCUUUCAUAUCUGACCUUCCGAUCCACCCUAAUCUACGACUCCCCAGCCACCAUAGGCUACCUCCUCAGCGCCGAUCCCUCUCAGAUUGCCCAAAUCAACAACAUCUCCGACGUCCAAACCAUCCCCACCGACACUCUCCUCAUAGUCCCCGUAAACUGCACCUGUUUCUCCAAUUCCAACAAUUCCAAUAAUUCCAAUUCCAGUACUAAUACUACAUCUACAGUCUCCUCCUCCUCCUACCAGCACAACGCCUCCUACGUUCUCAAGACCACAUCCGAGACCUACUUUACGGUAUCCAACAACACCUAUGAGGGGCUCACCACUUGCCAGGCCAUGAAAGCCCAGAACCCCUACUACUAUCGCGACCUCCUCGUCGGCAUGAGACUCUCCGUCCCUCUCAGCUGCGCUUGCCCCACCUCCAAUCAGACCCACUCUGGCUUCAACUACCUCCUCACAUACCUCGUCAACUGGGGCGAAUCCAUCGAAUCCAUCGCCAACACCUUCGCCGGCGCCGCCGACAACCAAACCAUACUCCUCGCUAACGAGCUCUCUCCCGAUAGCAUCAUCUUCCCCUUCACCCCACUCCUUGUUCCCCUUCGAACCCACCCCACCAAGCUCAACACCGCCGCCCUCUCUCCUCCUCCUCCUCCUUCGCCUCCCUCCUCCACUGAGUUCUCCGUUGGGAACACCACCACCACUUCUUCCCCCAAAUGGGUUUUCGUGGGCGCCGGUGUUGGAGGUGCUGCCCUGCUUCUUCUCGCCUUCUCCGGAUUUCUAUUUUGCUUCUUCUUUCGUCGUCGUCGAAAUCAAAAGCCAGUUCAUGGUUCAACCCCACAACCCACCGGUGAGACUCUUUCUGAAUUACCCGAUUACAGUGCGGUUCCGCCCGAUAGCAAAUCCUGGUCUGUCUCGUCGGAAGGGGUUCGAUAUGCCAUUGGAUCCCUUACCGCUUAUAAGUUUGAGGAGUUGCAAAAGGCCACAGGGUUCUUCGGCGAAUCCAACCGAAUCAAGGGCUCUGUAUAUCGGGGUUCCUUCAACGGCGAUGAUGCCGCUGUUAAGGUCAUGAAAGGGGAUGUCUCAGACGAGAUCAACAUUUUGAGACAGAUCAACCAUUCUAGCAUAAUCAGGCUUUCUGGGUUUUGCGUGCACGAUGGGAACACUUACCUUGUUUAUGAGUAUGCUGAGAACGGGUCCCUCAGCGAUUGGCUACACUCAAAUUCCAAAACUGCUUCUUAUUCCACUAGCAACCUAGGCUGGAAGCAGAGGGUUCAGAUUGCCUAUGAUGUUGCGGACGCCCUGAAUUACCUCCACAACUACACUAGUCCCCCUUACAUCCACAAGAACUUGAAGACCAGCAACAUCCUUCUUGACGGUCAUUUGAGGGCUAAGGUUGCCAAUUUUGGGCUGGCAAGGAGUCUUCCAGAGAACCAAGACCUGCAAUUGACGAGGCAUGUGGUGGGCACUCACGGUUAUAUGGCUCCUGAGUACAUAGAGAAUGGUUUGGUUACCCCAAAACUCGAUGUCUAUGCAUUUGGUGUGGUGAUGUUGGAGCUCUUAUCAGGAAGGGAAGCUGCAAGAGGGGGGCGUGAUGGCAACAACAAGAAGAAUGGGGAAGAUGAAGAGGACGGUGAGGAGGAGUUGUUAUCUGCAACUAUACGUCAGGUGCUCGGAGGACAGAAUGUUAGAGACAAACUGCGAGGGUUCAUUGAUCCUUGUCUGGGGCACCAAUACCCCUUGGACUUGGCCUACUCCUUGGCCCAGCUAGCCAAGAACUGCAUAGGCACUCGUGAUGAUCUCAAUUCUCGACCCGCUAUGGCCGAGGUUUUCAUGACUCUGUCCAAGAUUCUCUCCUCUUCUAUGGACUGGGAUCCAUCUGAUGAGCUUGAACACUCCAGAUCACUAAACAGUCGCAGAUAAA